UUUCACUCCGGGAGCAGCGAGUUGUGUGGAUCCAAUGAGAUCACGCCGCGUUCGGGGCCCAAUGUGUUAGAACAAGCCGGUGACUGCAAGAGCAAAACCAAGCAAGCGACGCGGCGUGGUCAAAGCAUUGCUGAUUAAAGCGAUCUUCCUGCUUUCUGUAGGACAUUAGAUAUUAAGGAUCAACACAGAAAAGUUUUGGUUCAUCAUUAGGACAGGAUAAGCCUCUCUAAAUAUUGUUGUUCAAGUGUCAAGAGGAAUCUUCCAGUCAACAAGAGCCAAUAUAAAACUUGAUCUCGCUAAAGGUCACAAUGAGGGAAAGGUUGUCACUAUGGGCAGCUUUUUGCCUAAUAGUAGCAUUCCUGCCUUCUCAAACCGAAUCAGUUGCUGUGAUGUCUGUGGACUUGGGCAGCGAAUGGAUAAAAAUUGCUUUAGUGAAACCCGGUGUGCCAAUGGAGAUUGUAUUAAACAAAGAGUCCCGACGGAAAACUCCAGUCGCAGUGUGCUUAAAAGAAAAUGAGAGGCUUUUUGGAGACAGUGCUUUAGGAGUGGCUGUAAAGAACCCCAAGGUGGUUUACAGAUUCCUCCAGAGCAUUUUGGGAAAGACCGCAGACAACCCACAGGUGGCACAGUAUGAGAAACACUUCCCUGAACACCAGCUGCAGAGAGAUGAGAAAAGAGGAACGGUGUUUUUCAAAUUAUCUGAAGAGUUGCAGUACACUCCAGAGGAACUUUUGGGCAUGAUAUUGAACUACUCUCGUGGUCUGGCUCAAGACUUCGCAGAGCAGCCCAUUAAAGAUGCUGUGAUCACAGUGCCAGCCUAUUUUAAUCAGGCUGAACGCAGGGCAGUCUUGCAGGCUGCCCAUAUAGCAGGUCUAAAGGUCCUUCAGCUUAUCAACGAUAAUACUGCCGUGGCUUUGAACUAUGGAGUCUUUAGAAGGAAGGACAUCAACUCUACUGCACAGAAUAUCAUGUUUUAUGAUAUGGGAUCAGGCAGCACAACAGCCACGAUUGUCAUGUAUCAGACGGUGAAGACCAAGGAAUCUGGCACCCAGCCGCAGCUUCAGAUCCGUGGAGUAGGGUUUGAUAGAACACUCGGUGGCUUUGAGAUGGAGCUGAGGCUCAGAGAUCAUCUUGCCAAGCUCUUUAACGAACAGAAGAAAUCAAAGAAGGACGUGAGGGAGAAUCUGCGUGCCAUGGCCAAGCUCCUUAAAGAGGCUCAGAGACUGAAGACUGUGCUCAGUGCCAAUGCUGAACAUACGGCACAGAUUGAAGGUCUGAUGGAUGACAUGGACUUCAAGGCAAAAGUGACUCGCUCUGAGUUUGAGGCCCUCUGCGAGAAUCUGUUUGACAGAGUGCCAGGGCCUGUAAAAGAAGCUUUAGCUGCUGCUGAAAUGAGUAUGGAUGAGAUUGAACAGGUUAUUUUGGUUGGAGGAUCCACCAGGGUGCCCAAAGUGCAGGAUGUGCUUCUUAAAGCUGUGGGAAAAGAGGAACUGAGCAAGAAUAUUAAUGCAGAUGAAGCUGCAGCGAUGGGUGCCGUCUAUCAGGCCGCUGCGCUCAGCAAAGCCUUUAAAGUCAAGCCUUUCUUGGUCAGAGAUGCAGCUUUGUUUCCCAUACAGGUCGAGUUCAGUCGUGAGACGGAGGAAGAGGAUGGCAUGAAGACUGUGAAGCACAACAAGCGCAUCCUGUUUCAGAGAAUGGCCCCGUAUCCCCAGAGGAAAGUUAUCACCUUUAAUCGUUACACGGAUGACUUUGUCUUCAACAUCAAUUAUGGAGACCUCAGCUUCCUCAGUGAACAGGACCUGAAAGUGUUUGGAUCUCAGAAUCUGACAACUGUAAAACUGUCUGGAGUGGGCAGCAGCUUCAAGAAACAUUCAGAUGCUGAAUCUAAGGGCAUCAAGGCCCAUUUCAACAUGGAUGAAAGUGGAGUGCUAAAUCUGGACCGGGUGGAGUCAGUGUUUGAGACCGUUGUGGAGGAGAAAGAGGAGUCCACACUCACAAAACUUGGAAACACCAUUUCCAGCCUGUUUGGUGGUGGCAUCUCAGAGCAAAAUGCAAAUGUGACUGAACCAGUUACGGAUGAAGAAGAAGUGAUUCCAGAGGCUGGAAAAGACCAAGACCAGUCAGAGAAACAGGAAGAGUCUGCCCCGGAGAAAUCCGAGGAGGGAAAAGAGGGAGAGCCUCAGGCAGAGGAGAAAAAAGAUGACAAAGAAGAUAAAGCGGAAACUCAGGGAGAGACCGAAGCCGAAAAGACUGAAGAGAAAUCAGAUGCUGAGAAAGCAGAGGAGACCGAGGCGGAAAAGAAAUCCAAAAUACAGAAAAAGAGCAAAAUCUCAGAAGACAUCACAGUGGAGCUUGAGGUGAACGAUGUUCUCGAUCCCAGCACAGAGGACAUGGAAGUGUCCAAAAAGAAGCUGCAGGAUCUCACUGACCGCGAUCUGGAGAAACAGGAAAGAGAAAAGACCCUGAACAGCCUGGAGGCUUUUAUCUUUGAGACGCAGGAUAAGAUGUAUCAGGAUGAGUAUCUGGCUGUUGUGAAUGAGGAGGAGAAAGAGCAGAUCACAGGAAAGCUGAGCGAGGCUUCUAGCUGGAUGGAUGAGGAGGGAUACACUGCUGGCACUAAGGAGCUGAAGGAGAAGCUGUCUGAACUAAAAAAACUUUGUAAAGCCAUGUUCUUCAGAGUGGAGGAGAGGAGGAAAUGGCCUGACAGACUGGCAGCUCUCGACAGCAUGCUCAACCACUCCACCAUCUUCCUCAAGAGUGUUAGACUGAUUCCUGAGGCAGACCAGAUCUUCACGGAGGUUGAACUGAAGAUGCUAGAGAGGGUCAUCAAUGAAUCAAUGACUUGGAAGAAUGAGACUGUUGCUGAACAAGAAAAACUGUCCCCAACAGAGAAACCGGUUCUGCUCUCGAAGGACAUUGAAGCGAAGCGUUCCCUCUUGGAAAGGGAGGUCAACUACCUGCUGAACAAAGCAAAGUUUGCCAAACCAAAGCCUAAAGAUAAGGCUAAAGACAAGAACGCCACCUCCACAGAGAACAGCAAAGCUAACGACACCGCUAACAGCACAGAAGAUGCAGAGAAGGUUAUACCCCCCAAGAGCGAUGAUGCUAAAGAGGUGAAGCCGGCAGAGGAGCCUCCAACUGCUGAAGAAAAAGAAGAAACCAUACUUGAACUAAAUCCAGCAGAAAAUACGGAUACAGAAUCAACAGAGAGCAGUAAAUCUGAAAAACACAUAGGGGAUGAAUUAUAACAUCUGGAAUUCUUUAAAGUUAUUUUGUUAUAUUUAUUGACUCUAAGUGGUUAAAAAAAAAAAUCCCUGGCCCCCUCAGCAAAUUGGAACAUUUUGACAUAUUUCAGUAGUUUUAGUUCAGUGACCCUGAGCCAAAUGAGAAUACCAAUCCCAACUUAAAGCUUUGUGCUUUUUCCAUUUGUUUAAUUUUGCUUCUUAAUCCAUAAAUGAAUGAUCUUCUCCCUCAGAAAUAUGAUAUCUGUCUGUUUGAGUCACAAGGAAAUCUAAAUGGCAUGCUUGACUAAAGCAAACAUGCUGCUGUCCUUUGUGUGUGUAAAUGCAGAUCAUUUUGAAAUGGUUGUUUAUUUCAUGUCCUCUGACUCUAGACAACUUUGCUUUGCGUCCAGAAAUGUAUAUUAAGGAAAUGUGAAGUUCCUGCUGAAUAGUUGCUUAGCAGUUUGUCACAUCUUGUCAAAAUCUUCAGUUUUUUUUUUUUUCUGGUUCACCUUUUUCUAUUACCAAAACAUCUGUUUGUAUCUGUGAGCAUCUUCUGUGUUAAACAUCUGUAUUUAUGGACUUCAGUAUGAUUAGUAUGCACUGCACUGACAUCAAAAGAUUUUCACACAAAGGUUUUUUUUUUUUUUUUCCUUUACUGGUUUUGUCUUUUACUUGUUUUCAUGUGCAAGUCUGUGUGGAGAGAAAAAUGUGGAAAUGGGAAAAGAUUGUUUGUAAACCGUUAAUAGUCUCUGUUUAGUUUUUUUUUCUUUGCGCAUUUUGGUUAGAAUAAAGUUACUUUAUUUUACUGUA
This is a messenger RNA of Carassius carassius (crucian carp), 4034 nucleotides long. Its product is annotated as hypoxia up-regulated protein 1-like. The coding region runs from base 309 to 3248 and encodes 979 amino acids. The transcript has 24 exons. Gene Ontology annotation, cellular component: endoplasmic reticulum chaperone complex. Gene Ontology annotation, molecular function: ATP binding; ATP-dependent protein folding chaperone. Lineage: Eukaryota; Metazoa; Chordata; Actinopteri; Cypriniformes; Cyprinidae. Gene Ontology annotation, biological process: endoplasmic reticulum unfolded protein response; cellular response to hypoxia; negative regulation of hypoxia-induced intrinsic apoptotic signaling pathway. The record is from RefSeq and is a predicted model, not a curated record.